GCAGCUGGAAAGUAUGGUAUUCUGGAACAGCAAGCAUGAAGAAGCAUGCGCCGUCAUCUAUCAUAGGAAGAAGGCAAGCUACACUUACAAGACUUGGUACCUGGGAUCACGAGCUCAAUCAUGAUGUGGUCGAGUCCUGGCAGAGAGUUGCUUCUGGUUCCUGCCACCUGCGGGUCAAGAACAAACGAGCCCAUGGCGUUAUCAACUCCCAUGAUGCCGUCCACGCUUUGCGCUUGCCAGGUGGAGUCAUCAAUCCAGCAUCACUAUGGCAGACACGUCAGGAGGGCGGGAUGCAAAGAAUGGCCUGAUCAGUUGUUCUGCCCUUCUUUUUCGAUUCGGGACCCACUCAGGAUAGUAUGCCGUCUGGCGGCCUCGUGGUGUCCUGGGUUAGUAGCGG
Messenger RNA from Truncatella angustata, 397 nucleotides. RefSeq lists its product as uncharacterized. The record is from RefSeq and is a predicted model, not a curated record. Bases 36 to 308 code for a protein of 90 amino acids. Lineage: Eukaryota; Fungi; Ascomycota; Sordariomycetes; Amphisphaeriales; Sporocadaceae. The transcript has a single exon.